GGUGCGCUUUUCUUCGGAGCAAGACCCCGAGGUCCGGUGCGCUGGAAAUUUGCUGUGCGUGGACGAGAAAAAUCACAUUCAACGCCUCCCUGCUCCCUUGGUUCAUUCUCUGCGCCUAGUGCACCGGUUGCACCACCCUACUCGGCACAGGUGUGUGUACUGUGGCAAAUACAGUUGAGUGGGCGCAUAUGAGAGGCGGCUACCGUCCGGGGAUAGUGGUGCAUAAAUGAAAAAUAAAAAAUAAGUCAGAGACGACACCAAGGGAAUAACAAAAAAAGCGGACGAUGUCUGCGAGUUCGAUUUUUCACCGUGAAUCAGUGUAGUGAGCAUUUGGUGUGGAGGGGGCUCUAUCAACAUCGAUGCUGGGUGUUUGACUGUGUAUAUGUGAUUAUGUAAAUACAAGUGAUUUAGAUAAGUAUGACUGAUGUAGAGAGAAAUCCACCCCGGAUUAUUAUCUUUCAUACAUAACUGCAUCGUGAAGGGCUUAUGGAUCAUGCAACGCUGAUCGUACAACAGAAAAACCUUCAUCGUUCGGAUUAUUAGUAGCAAUACGAAGUGUUUUGCAAAUUCUGUCGUGUAUUUGCGGUCGUUUUUGCACCAUGUGCUCUUUUCUCGACACGUGUUUUCCAUUUUCAACUAUCUCUCGAAACAACGAAACCUGAUACACGAGUGGUGCGUGCAUAAAUGUGUUCAGUCCAAACGCAACACUUUCAUCUACAAGUGUGUUCAUAAAAAUUGGAAUAACCCACGUGAAACAGCGACGAUCGACCUCGUCGCAAUAUCGAAGGUGACUUCAAAAUCUAGUCUGCACUCGGUGAGGUGCUCGUAUAUGGUUCAUAAAAUACAUUCCAGAGGGCAGUAAAAAAAAAGAACACCCAUUCGUCGGCUGCCAUUCAAUAACAGUAUCCACUCGAGAGCGGAACAGCGUUGCACAGAGUUUGGCUUCUCGCAAAACUUUCGGAAAACAUACAGAUACAUCGUACGAAAAUAAAUCAAAUUCCGGUAACGAUGCCGACACCGCUGGACAGUGGACGGCUUGCGGUCGGUUCAACAAGUGACUCGACCUUAGCGUCGGAUCGAGCGUGAAGAGGAUGCUCAUCAAGGCUAUACAUCUUCACAUCCAAUUCAACAAACAUCGGUGAUGGGUCAUCUUCAUCAUCGCCACCAUCACCCGGCUCAUGAUCGGCUGCUCGCUAGACUCGUUUUCGGUACUGUAUUGCGACCGACAAGCUCGCCGUCCCAACAAUACCACUGCUAUCGUCACCGACACGUACUGCGCUGGGUGCUCGUGGGGCUUAUCUCCUUCCUGAUUAACUCAGGACAUGGACUGGAACAGCUUUCCGGUCAGCAGGAACCCCAAGCUGACCAGCAACCCAUCCCACCAACGCUUUCGUCGACCUCCACGCCGACCCCAACACUCCCGCCCUGCGAACAGCGUGCCCUGGACGAUAUCCCACCCGAUCCGUUCUACGACCUGUCGGACAUUACGAUCAGUGCGGCUAAAUCGUUUGCCGAUUUUCUCGCUAGCCGCAAGAUAGAUGGUACGUCUCGUGACGAUCGCAAGUUUGCACUCGCCCGCGAGAAAGCCAACGAGCUGGCAACCAGCGUACUGAAGCAGGACGAUGGAUUGCUGUUGGCAGUUGGCAUUGCGUACCCGCGGCUUCCACUGGCCGUGGUACAGUUUCGGGAUCAGAUCGACAGCGCGCACGUCAAUCUGUCCGAGAGCAAGAACUUCCUGUCAACGUACUGGCGCGAGUUGGGAGCUGCAUGGAACCAGAGCAAUGGCGCACAGUUCUGGGGUGCUCCGUUUCGUGACUGCGGCCCCCUCUACGGACGGUGGCUUUGGCCGUACAGCGUUACCGUGGAGUCACAGGGUGUCAAAAUCGUAGCUUCGGCGUUCAUUGCAGCCGACGUGGAUCAAUGCAACGAUGCCCUGGAAUCGAUUUUUGGCCGUCGUCAUGUUUGCGAUCGUGAGUCCACCUUCUGUCUGCUGUCCGAGCUGGACGCCUCCAAGCCCCGGGGCAAGUAUACUUGCGUCUGUCGCCCCGGUUACUACAUUCCCAACGAAUCAAUACAGGGGUUUUCAUCUGAGAAAGACGAUGGCAACAUUACAAACUUUAGCUGCAUUCCUUGCCCAAGCGCAUGCGAGUGUGAUUCGGAGGGUAGCUGCAGCAGCCCGGACGAGGACUUUAGCACCGAAACACUCAUGAAGGCUACGAUCGGUGCUAUCUUAGGAGCUUGUAUGCUUUGUUGUUUAGUGUUAGCGUUAAUUGUGUUCCGCCAACGGAAGUGCAAGACCAUUGCCACCGGGAUGUGGACCAUUUUAGAAACAAUUUUAUUCGGCAUUUUACUUCUAUACUUAGCGGUUGCGCUACACUUCCUGCAGGCAUCGACUGUGCGUUGCCUGCUGGAGCCGUGGUGUCGCGAGCUGGGCUUCAUCAUCUGCUACGGUGCUAUCGUGCUCAAGCUGUACCGUCACCUGGUGGAGUUCCGCACCAGAAAAGCUCAUCGAUGGGUUGUGAGAGAUCUCGAUCUACUGCGCUACCUGUGCGCCAUGAUCGUCGCGGUGCUGUGCUAUCUGGCCGCCUUUACCGCGACCAGUCUCGACUUUUUACAGUACAGCGAGCUGGUGUGGCAGAUGGACCAACCGCAGUCGAUGGACGCCGAGCAGGUCGCGUCCAAUAUGUGUCGCCCACUUCGCUGGGACUACGUAACCGAGGCCGGCGAGCUGCUAAUACUCGGCUUCGGUCUACAGCUAGCCAUCGCCAGCCGCAACGCAAACACACAAUUUCGGGAGCGACAGUUUUUAGUAGCCUCCAUACUGAUCGAGUUUCUCGUCUCGUCCACGUUCUACAUACUGCGCUUCUGGUAUUUGGAGGAGUUUAAUCCGUCUACACUGUUCUUAGCGCUGUUUGUGCGCUCGCAGCUGACCAACACCGUGACGUUGGGUUUGAUUUUUCUGCCCAAACUCUGGUACCAGCAUAAACAGGUUCGUUCCCUUGCCCAUGACGUAUCAUUCCGCUUACCUGUGGAUGCUUUCAAGGGUGCACAUGAGAGUACACACCAUGGCGGGGCGCUCGGCACAUACGCUGGCAUCUGCAUGGGUGACCCGGAGGUCGGCGACGUCACAAUAUCGGAGAUGAGUCCCGAGGACAUCAGAGCCGAGCUGAAAAGACUGUACACACAACUAGAAUAUUUAAAAAAUAAAACCCUUCGCCAAGACAAUCCCCACAUAAGCAAGCGAAGAGGAGGCAGAAAGGUGGCCCAUCGAAGAUUCUCACUCCAGAAAAAAGGAAGCCGAGAAAAGGCACUGAGCGCUAAACAUCGCCACAAUCGUCCAGCGGUGAGCGAAGUGGAAGUGACCGAAGCGGAACCGUCCCGUACGCCCGAGGACAGCGUGUGCAGCGUCGAGGGCCCAACCGACACCGGUACCGGAACCGGCGAGAUUUCCGGCAUUUCCAGUUCCAAAUAGCUACCGUCGGCCGGUGCGGUGCAAUCGCAACAGUCUGGCGGCCGAUCGCGCUACAAGGAAUACAAUUUUUAAGCAGUAGCAGCAGCAGCAGCUUUCCACAGCUAUCCACAGCUAUCCAACCAGUCCUCCAACAUCUCUUCACCUGCGGACCAUGCUGAGUCUCAACACUCUCGGUAACAAUAGCAGCUCAGUGAGUCUGGGAAAUGCACUGGACUUAUCCAGUGUUCACGUAAACCGGAAGCAGUUGCUGUUCAGACACGUUUAUGGGGCUGCCGUAUUGACGGGAUGCAGCCAGAACCUUUUCUCGUUUUGUCAAGCACACGAUAUUACACAGCGUUAGUUAGCGAACCAAGGGUUCAAAUAUUGGCAAAGAAAACAAGAAACGAAUCUAACAAACACCGGAUACAACCGAUCUUAAAUAUCCUUAUAUCAUCGUGAGAAACUCAUUUAUGUUAUCAUAUGCAGCAGUUCGCUUUUACACAUUCUCUCGCCAAGUCAAUAUUACUUGCUUUGAGUAUAGCUCAUGCAACAGUAAACAGCAAUAAGCUUUGAAAUAGGAUCUCAUUUUGUUCGUUGUUUAGUAAUGAUGAGUUAGCAACAUACUUCAAACAUUAUUUCCAAGCGAAUCAGAAAGAAGGGCGAGACCUACAUUAGUAUUGAGUUACUUGCAACUGAUCAUGAUACCUCAUUCAUAACAGUUUUGUUAGGAUAUUUGUUAAUACAAUGUGUGUUUAACAGUCAGAAUCCGGCACCGAAUGCAUACGGACAACCAAAUGUGUACAUAAGAAGGGAAACUCUCUGCAACGUUUACAUACACAAACACAAGUCACUCUUAACUAUUUUAAUGAGCUUCUUUCUAGAGAGAAAGACGCACAAUAUAGUGUAGAAAACUGUGAAGAUAGUUUAGACUGAACGAAAUAGAUGGCCAUCUCAUGCGGCAAACAUUAGUUGGCAGCUGCACCACACAAAAGCCCUAGAAAUAGGGUAAGGAUCCCUUUUACUAGUAAGAACAGAAACAAGACCGCAAAGCGACAAAGUUUGAAUUUAAGUAAAAUUUAAAACGAAAGUAAAUAAGUAGUGUUAUGUACAAAAAAAAAACAAUACAUAUACGCACAAAGACAAAUGACAUUGUAUCGAACAUGUCUUAGAUGGAGCUGGGUACUUGAGCGAGUGUGAGUACAUCUAGACUCCCCCCUGUUAUCACGUAAAUCACGCAACAGAGUUGACGAUUUCUUGUAUCAUAAUAGGGAACAAUGUGUAAGUAACGUGUAAUGAUUACUAUUAUAAAGAACAAACAUACAUACAAUAUCCCUUAUCAUGAGCUUAAUCAAAUAGAUAAUCCAAACAGCAGAAAACAUGAAUAAACACUUCGCUGUCGAGACAGUUGGUUGGGCGGUUGGUUUGGGAGAAUCAGACUCCGAUCGGCAAUGUGCAAGUGUGGCACGUGUUGACGUGUAAACGCAGCCAAGUAUAGCAGACAUUUACACUCUGAUCGCACGGACCAUUCACCGCUGUGGUCCACUAGGAUAGCAUCAUGUGCAGCGAGAGCUAGGGAAAUGCAGAAGACAAAAAUAACAUAAUUAUAUUACAUACAAAAUUUAGGGCAAAUUUAGGGUCGGAUGUUGUAAAAAAUAACUCACAACACACAUAAUCAUUGCUUUGUUCUUUAGACAGAAAAGCGACUAUAAGUGGUUCUGUUUUAUGCGUUUACCCAAUGUACGCUAAUGUUUUCAUUCUCAUUUAACAAUUUGAAUUUCUUCGCCCAACCGUCUCUGGGGCUGGGACCUCCAGCCUAGUCGAGAUUGGUGCUGGUAGGCGAAGAAAUGUGUAACCAAACGCCAACUCCGAAAGAUCCGCUCUCUCGAUGCGCUUGUUCCCGGCUGUUGGUGGCGAACUCGUUUACCACCACCCACAGAGACAAGAGACACACAACAAGACCGCGGAACCUGCUCCAUCGAUCGAGCCGUCGAUUAGGGACGGGAAGGUAUAUAUAUAUAUAUAUAUAUAGUGUUAUAUACGUGUAACGAGACGAGACAUAUACGAUUAGUUCGUUUACUCAAUAAACAGAAUUGUAUCUUACUAUCGUUAAGUGGAACUGCUACUACUACUAUUACUACUACUGUAACUAUCAUUGCAUAAGAAGUAUUAUGAAAUGUUUAACAUGUAUCAUGUCUGGGAGGACAAACUGCAUGCAAAUCAGUGGGAUAGAAAAUGAACGAAGCCGUAGCGGGGGUGGGGGGUUAGACCGAUCGGUUAGUAGAUUAAAAUGGCAGCGAAUAGCAUAUAUACCUAACAGGUGGUAGCAACUAUUGUAACAAAAUAGGCAAAGUACGCAGCAGAAGCAUAAAAUGUUCUGAUUACGCGGACGAAGGAAGCACAAACAAUGACGAAAUGAAACUAUCCACCUUAACGUUUACUGUACUAUCUUACUCUAGUUCUUACUGCAGACAAAAUAGAAGAAAAUACCAAAAAUUAGCUAAUGACAGCAGCAUUGUAAUGCCCACUCCAGUCCAGUCCACAUACACGUACAGAGUGUACUGAUGUUUGAAGGUUGAAAGUUGAUAACAAUCUCUCAAUGCAAAAAGGGAAUGAAAGUAAAGCAAAGACUACAAUGCAAUGCAAUGAGCUAGCGCUUUGAAAUUUGAUGAUAUUGCGAUUUUGAAUUGUAAUGUGAAGUAAAUUAAUAUAAUUGCUUUCGACAUUCUGUGCAAUACAAUAAAAGCAGAAUUUUGUACCACGUGUGCAUAAACUUUCAAAUCGAACGAAAGCAUAUACUUUCAACUUUCAUAUUGAUGCACCUGGCCACAAAGAAUAGGCAUGGAAUGUGUAUGCAAACACACAGGCAGAACACAGUUUAAUUUCAACAGCCGUUGUUCCCACCAGAAAGCAUUUCCUAGGUACGUUCCCACCUUUUUCCAAAAUUCAAUCAUGACUCGAAUCAUUUCUUUGAAAAAAAAAAUAGAAAAUCUUCAUACACGAAUCAACCUUGAGCAUGUGAAAAUAGAGAGUAACACGAAAUAAAAAUUCCCAAAUUUAAAGCGAUUGACAGCAACGGAAAAUGCACAAAUGUCCAAAAACCUCGAAUGUGUAGUAUCCGAGCCUGAGGGUCAGGCCAGCAGGGCCAGUGGUGUAUGGAAAGGGAAAGAAAUGGAACAAAACUGAUAAUAAAACAUGUACUGCAGGAACUUUAGUGCAAGUAAAUCAAGACGUAAACGUAAAACAAGAAUGAAUAAAACAGAGAAAUUCCCGA
Molecule: messenger RNA, 6722 nt
Organism: Anopheles arabiensis
Lineage: Eukaryota; Metazoa; Arthropoda; Insecta; Diptera; Culicidae
Gene: smog
Product: probable G-protein coupled receptor 158
Exons: 13
Coding region: 1142-3472 (776 amino acids)
Biological process (GO): G protein-coupled receptor signaling pathway
Cellular component (GO): membrane
Molecular function (GO): G protein-coupled receptor activity
Source: RefSeq, a predicted model, not a curated record